This is a messenger RNA of Dimorphilus gyrociliatus, 978 nucleotides long. NCBI's taxonomy places the organism in Eukaryota, Metazoa, Annelida, Polychaeta, Dinophilidae. The record is from the annotation of a GenBank genome assembly.
GUCUUUAUAGGUCAAAAUUGGCGCGAAUACUAUGAUAGAACUCAACAGGAAAUGCAGUUAGUAGUGUGACAUAAAGUUAGAUUUGUCAUAAUGAACGGUGAUUCUCAUAAAAACCAUGAAGAAAGUCGAUAUUUGAACGAAAUUGCUUCUAUUAUCAAAGAUGGUAAUCUGAGGGACGAUAGAACUGGAGUUGGAACUUACAGCUGCUUCGGACGUCAGUUUAGAUACAAUCUUCGAGAUGAAACCUUUCCGCUUUUAACAACAAAAAGAGUGUUUUUUAGAGGUGUUGCUGAGGAACUAUUCUGGAUCAUUAGAGGGUGUACAGAUAGUAAAAAAUUGGCCGAGAAGAACGUGCACAUUUGGGACGCCAACGGUAGUCGAGAGUUUCUCGAUAAUCUCGGCUUUACGGAUAGGCGAGAAGGAGAUUUAGGUCCAGUUUACGGAUUUCAAUGGCGCCAUUUUGGUGCCAAAUAUAACGGGCCUGAUGCUGAUUAUAGCGGUCAGGGUGUCGAUCAAUUGCAAGAUGUUAUUGAUAAGAUCAGGAAGAAGCCAUAUGACAGAAGAAUAAUUAUGUCAGCGUGGAAUCCGUCAGAUUUAUCGAAAAUGGCUCUGCCGCCUUGUCACGCUUUCGUUCAAUUCUACGUCUCUAACGAAGAACUAUCAUGUCAACUCUAUCAAAGAUCAGCCGACAUGGGCCUGGGCGUUCCUUUCAACAUUGCAAGCUACUCUCUUCUCACUAUUAUGAUAGCACACAUUUGCGAAUUAAAACCUGGUGAAUUCGUGCAUACAAUCGGAGAUUGUCACGUCUAUACCAAUCAUGUGGAAGGAUUACAAGAGCAGUUAAAAAGGGAACCUCGUCCUUUUCCCAAGAUACGUGUUAAGGGGAAAGUGGCAAACAUAGAGGAUUUCAAAUUGGACGAUUUUGAGCUCGAAGGUUACAAGCCGUAUCCAAAAAUCGCUCUCGAAAUGGCCGUUUAA